CCGCCUGCUCCAACAUGCCCUCAGUGCGCCUGCCGCCGCGCCCCGGGCGCUAGACCGCGCGGCCGCCAUGGGGAAUGGGAUGAACAAGAUCCUGCCUGGCCUGUAUAUCGGCAACUUCAAAGAUGCCAGAGAUGCAGAGCAAUUGAGCAAGAACAAGGUGACACACAUUCUAUCUGUGCACGACAGUGCCAGGCCAACAUUGGAGGGGGUUAAAUACCUGUGCAUUCCAGCAGCGGAUUCACCAUAUCAAAACCUGACAAGACAUUUCAAAGAAAGUAUUAAAUUCAUCCACGAGUGCAGUCUGCAAGGUGAGGGCUGCCUUGUUCACUGCCUGGCUGGCGUCUCCAGGAGCGUGACUCUGGUGGUUGCAUACAUCAUGACGGUCACCGACUUCGGCUGGGAAGAUGUGCGCACUGUGCGUGCGGGGAGGUCCUGUGCAAACCCCAACCUGGGCUUCCAGAGGCAGCUCCAGGAGUUUGACGAGCACCAGGUCCAUCAGUUCCGCCAGUGGCUGAAGGAGGAGUACGGAGAGAGCCCUUUGCGGGAUGCGGAAGAAGCCAGAGGCAUUCUGGCCACCCCAGGGAUUCUGAAGUACUGGGCCUCUCUCAGAAGACUGUAAUGUACCUGAAAUAUUGCAAAGCCAGAGUUUAGGUGCUGCCCAGAAGAAAAGCAGCCAGAGUUCAUUUUUCAGUGUCCAGAAGUAAUUUGUGAACUCGCCUGCUUUCAUUUUAAACAAUACAUAUGCAAUUGUGUCAUCAAAAAAAAAUAAAGAAAGAAAAAGAGAAAACUGGG
Balaenoptera acutorostrata (minke whale) is the source of this 792-nucleotide messenger RNA. Its product is annotated as dual specificity protein phosphatase 22. Gene Ontology annotation, biological process: regulation of cell population proliferation; positive regulation of JNK cascade; protein dephosphorylation. The record is from RefSeq and is a predicted model, not a curated record. Gene Ontology annotation, molecular function: protein tyrosine/serine/threonine phosphatase activity. Lineage: Eukaryota; Metazoa; Chordata; Mammalia; Artiodactyla; Balaenopteridae. Gene Ontology annotation, cellular component: cytosol.